Molecule: messenger RNA, 2394 nt
Organism: Homalodisca vitripennis (glassy-winged sharpshooter)
Lineage: Eukaryota; Metazoa; Arthropoda; Insecta; Hemiptera; Cicadellidae
Exons: 2
Coding region: 1-2394 (797 amino acids)
Source: RefSeq, a predicted model, not a curated record
AUGGCUUAUUUUACCUCAUCGUACUCGGCGAAGGUUGGCUGUGCCGUUGAGCCUCCCCCUGGCUGUACGAUACCCGCUGCGGCUUCCCCGCCCCCGCUACUAGACCGGACCGAGCCGAGGGAAGUAGCGAAGAUGCUCCGGAGAACCGCCAACACCGCUCUGGGCCCGGAUGGCGUUAAGUAUGGCAUCUGGCGCCGCCGUGACCCAUCUGGCCACGUGCUUUCCGCCAUCUAUAACAUCUGUCUGGCGGCCGGCCGCUUCCCGCCGUCGUGGAAGGUCUCAUCCACGGUGCUGAUUCACAAGAAGGGGGCCCCCGAUGAGAUCACCAACUGGCGGCCCAUUGCGCUGUCAGACACUGCAGGCAAACUGUUCUGCAGUGAGCUGCUGGCUGAGGCACGACGACGGGGUGGGGAACUAUGUGUAGCGUGGCUCGACCUGGCUAUUGCCUUCGGGAGUGUCCCUCACUCGGCUGUUGUGGCGGCAUUGCGUAGUGCGGGCCUCACGGAGGCCCAGCUGGCCCUAAUCAAAGAUCUGUACGAGGGGAGUGCUACGACCAUCAGGCACUCUGGUGGGGUCACUCCGGCCAUCUCCUUCCAGGCUGGAGUCCGCCAGGGCUGUCCUCUGUCUCCGGUGCUCUUUAACCUCGUCAUGGAGUACCUAAUCCGCCCAGUACUCGCAUUGGAGGGGGAGCACGGUGUGUCGCUGCACGGGGAGCGGGUCAGCGUGUUGGCCUAUGCCGAUGACCUGGCCAUCGUGGCUAGGUCAGAGGCCUCACUCCAGGCCUUGCUGGACUCCGCUUCUUCGGCGGCGACCUGGGUUGGCCUCAGGUUCAAGCCUGAGAAGAGUGCGACACUUCAUGUCGCCGGCAGAACCGUGAGGCCAACCGCGUUCACCAUUUACGGCUCCCCCCUCCGCGUCCUUGAGGAUGGAGAAACCUACGACCACCUUGGUGUGCCCACUGGGAUGAGAGGUGACCAGACCCCAGUGGCCACCAUUGCCAGGCUGGAAGAGGAGACCGCUAAAAUUUUUGCCAGUGGGCUCGCGCCAUGGCAGAAGUUGGACGCGGUCAGGACAUUCAUAGUCCCCCAGCUGGAUUUUAACCUCAGGACGGCGAGGAUCAGGAAGACCUCCCUAAAGGGGCUGGGCUCCUUGAUGAGGGCGGAAGGCAAGAGGACACUCGGCCUCCCCUCGCGAGCCAGCGUGGAGCUGGUCGAGCUCCCACCAUCGUGGGGCGGCGCGGGUCUGCUACCGAUUUCCGACCAAGCCGACUUAGCCGCGGUAGGGCAUGCGUUCCGGCUCCUAACAUCCCCUGACCCUAGAAUCUCCCGUCUUGCCCUGGAGGGCCUGGCCGUGUCUGCUGGGCAUCGCUCUGCUGACCGGGUCGACGUUGGACGACUCGUCGACUACCUCAACGGGGACGCGGCGGGGAAUUCCAACGUCACCACCACCUUCUCUGCGGCCCGGACGGCGAGGAACCGCCUCUCCAAGCGUCUGCCUACGCUCCGGUGGGGGUGGAGUGAGGAGGGGCGGACAUUUCAAAUGACGAUGCCUGGUACGGGACGGCCAAUCACCGUGGACGGGAGGAGCCGGAAGUCCUUGGCGUCGGCACUGCGGCGAGCACUGCAGCUCCACGGCCGGGCUACCCUUGCCGCGAAGCCGGACCAAGGCAGGGUGGCUCGAGUCGUGACGACUUGCCCCACCUCCAAUCACAUGAUGCGCGGAGGCCGACACACCCGUUUUGCUGACUGGCGGUUUAUUCACCGGGCGCGGCUGAACACCUUGCCGCUGAACGGGUGUCGGAGGUGGGGGAAUGAGGACCGCCGCUGCAGAAGAUGUGGAAGAUAUGAUGAGACGACUGCCCACGUGCUAUGUCACUGCCUUCCUAUGAUGCCUGUCAUAACAAGACGACACGACGCCAUCCUGGAACUUCUGACAUCGGAGAUCCGUGGGCACCCUCAGGAGGAGACUCGUCUGGACAAGAGGGUGCCGUUCCAGGAGCUGGUACCAGACGUGGAGGUCCCGGAGGAGGUGGCCAGCUGCCGACCGGACAUCGUGACGAUCGACCGGAGAAACAAGAUUGUACGUGUAGUCGACGUCACGGUGCCCUAUGAAGACGGUUGGCAGUCGGUGACGACGGCCAGGGAGAGGAAGGUGGAGAAGUACGCACCUGUGGCACGACUGCUCUCGGCUGGGGGCUACCGAACAACUGUAGACGCCUUCGUGGUGGGGUCCCUAGGCGCCUGGGAUUCCGCCAACUGGACUACCCUCAGCCGCCUGGGAGUUGAUCGCCGCAGGGGUGCUGCCCUGGCCAGGCGCUGCGUCUCCGAGGCCAUCAAAUGGAGCCGGGACAUUUACGUGGAGCACGUGACGGGCAUCCGGCAGUACGUGGGAUAG